Aspergillus novofumigatus IBT 16806 is the source of this 2445-nucleotide messenger RNA. RefSeq names its product mitogen-activated protein kinase kinase kinase kinase STE20 (gene pakA). Gene Ontology annotation, molecular function: protein serine/threonine kinase activity; ATP binding. Gene Ontology annotation, biological process: regulation of MAPK cascade; intracellular signal transduction; protein phosphorylation. Gene Ontology annotation, cellular component: cytoplasm. The record is from RefSeq and is a predicted model, not a curated record. Lineage: Eukaryota; Fungi; Ascomycota; Eurotiomycetes; Eurotiales; Aspergillaceae. The coding region runs from base 1 to 2445 and encodes 814 amino acids. The transcript has 4 exons.
AUGAGCAACGACGGUUUUUCGUCCUUAAAAUUCAGACGAACGUCUAGCAAACUGCAAAAAGACCCUCCUAGCUUCUCCUCCCGCAUCCUUAGAAGUCAGCAGAGCAACACGUCACUCAAACGACACCCGUCGGCGCCUGUGUAUCCCCGUUCCUCUGUCAGUGGCAGUCGAGAACAUUCGCGCACAAGAUCCAACGCAUACGGCUCCUCUUCAUCCUCUCUCGAGCAACACAGUGGGGGUCCAUCUCCUGUCCUUGCUGGCGGCGACUCCAACAAUUCCUUUUCGAACAAGUCCCGCCCGGGGCGGUUUUCUUUCAAUACCGACCCCAGCUCUGAUGAAUUGACCGUUUCCCCGUUUGAUUCACGGGGCAUGCUCAGUGCAUUGGAAGAGAACAGCGCAGAGUCCGAGAAAAGUCCUCCGCCGCAACCGCCGACGUUACGAUCCUACCACACCAGCCCCGAUUCCCGCGGACUCAGACAGUCGGCGAGUUUCACCGCUUUACAGAACCGUAUGGAUGCCUUCACUCACAAAAGCGAAAAUGACCAGUCAGCAAACACGAAGAGGCACUCGGACGAGGGAAAUGGAACAAAGGUUUUCGGGCGGAGUAAGAAGAGCAGCUUCUCGAGCUUUGUCAACAGCAUGUUAGGGUCUCCCCGAGGGAUCAAGAUCUCCGCCCCCGAAAACCCUGUUCAUGUCACCCACGUGGGCUACGACAACCGCACCGGCCAGUUCACCGGGUUGCCGAAAGAAUGGCAACGGCUCCUGCAAGAAAACGGCAUCUCCAAGAAGGAGCAGGAGGAGCAUCCUCAAACCAUGGUCGACAUUAUGCGAUUCUACGAGAAGAACGCUCGCGGAGAUGACGAAGUCUGGCACAAGUUCGACCACGCCUAUGCUCAUCAUCAACCUACCGCGAACACACCGGGCCCCAGCGAAACUCGCCUCCAACGAGCCCUCGGUUCCCGCAGAACCACGAAGGCAGUUUUGAGAAUCCGCGUGCGCCUCCUCCAAUACCCCGUGCAGCGCCCCGGCUACUCAGGCGAUGUCCCCACCAAUCGGUGGGCUUGUGCCCAACCGAGCACCUCCGAAGCCUCCUGCUCCGGCCAACAUGACACCUGCUCGACCGGCACCGCAGCCCCAGUGGCACGGCCGCCUCAAGACGCAUAUUCCAACCAAUUCGGCACGCCUCCCAUCCCAGAAUCUGAGCCUUUGCCGUCCGAGGCACAGCGCAGCCGGUCAAAUUCGAAGACCAACGGUGCGCAACCGCAAUGGGCGCAGCCCGGUGCCAUUGCUUCGCCAGCUCAGUAUCAGCAGCAGCAGGAGCAAGCGAUGGCUGCCGCUCAACAAGCGAUCGUACAGAAGCAACUGGAGCGCAGCCGAAGCCAACGCCAACAGCAAUCACGCGGGCCAGAACCCAAACAGCCCACGCAAAUGGGACAUACGCAGCACGCCAAUGAUCAUACUACCGCGUUGCAAGGCCCUCAGAAGGCGCAGCCCGUUCCAGCAGCUCGUCCUCGGCAGCGCGCUCGUCAAAGUAAUACUGUGGACGUAAGGGCGCGGUUACUUGCCAUCUGUACUCCAGGUGAUCCGACGAAGCUCUACUAUAAUCUGAACAAGAUCGGCCAAGGAGCAUCGGGCGGCGUUUACACUGCUUAUCAACAUGGCACGAACAACUGCGUCGCAAUCAAGCAAAUGAACCUGGACUUACAACCAAAGAAGGAGCUUAUAAUUAACGAGAUCCUCGUCAUGAAAGACAGCAAACACAAAAAUAUUGUCAACUUCCUCGACAGCUACCUCCAUGGCUUGGAUCUGUGGGUAGUGAUGGAAUAUAUGGAGGGCGGUAGUCUGACUGACGUGGUUACGUUCAAUAUAAUGACUGAGGGACAGAUUGCAGCUGUGUGCCGAGAGACUCUGAGUGGAUUGCAGCACCUCCACUCAAAGGGCGUCAUUCACCGGGAUAUCAAGUCAGACAAUAUCCUUCUCUCCUUAGAUGGCAACAUCAAGCUGACCGAUUUCGGUUUCUGCGCCCAAAUCAAUGACUCACAAAAUAAGCGCAACACCAUGGUCGGCACCCCGUACUGGAUGGCCCCAGAGGUCGUCACGAGAAAGGAAUAUGGCCGCAAGGUUGAUAUUUGGAGUUUGGGUAUCAUGGCGAUCGAGAUGAUCGAGGGCGAGCCGCCAUAUCUGACCGAGUCACCCCUGCGAGCCCUGUACUUGAUUGCCACCAAUGGCACACCAACCAUCAAGGACGAGCAUAACUUGUCGCCCGUCUUUCGCGAUUUCCUGCAUUUUGCACUCAAGGUUGAUCCCGAGAAGAGAGCAUCGGCCCAUGACUUAUUGAUGCAUCCUUUCAUGUCCCUCUGCUCCCCUCUAUCCCACCUGGCGCCGCUUGUGAAAGCUGCGCGCAUGAGUAGAGCCCAAGAAAAAGCUCAGAAAGGGGGCGCUUGA